Messenger RNA from Chondrus crispus (carragheen), 273 nucleotides. RefSeq lists its product as hypothetical. The transcript has a single exon. Bases 1 to 273 code for a protein of 90 amino acids. Lineage: Eukaryota; Rhodophyta; Florideophyceae; Gigartinales; Gigartinaceae. The record is from RefSeq and is a predicted model, not a curated record.
AUGUCGCGUGGCCCUACGGCAGGCACCAGCACGUUUUCCCGUUCGCGUUUAAGCUGGUCCUCCAACUGGCCGAUAGUGUGCCGUGCCAGCUCGAGUUGCUUCAUCUCCUGCCGCCUCUCCGCCAUCUGCUCCUCAAACAAGGAGGCCCUAAUUUUCAUUUCCUCAAUCUCGGCGUCCCUUCGCUUUACUGUGCCUUUCGCCGCAUCAAGCCUCGUUUUGAGCGAGACAAUUUGCUCCUGUUGCUCCUUCUUCACGCCCCCGCCUUGGCCUUGA